CUGUAACUCCACAACUAAACACGUGCACUAGUCAUUCCGCACACAGAAUGUUAAAUAUUUGGAAACAGAGGUGGAGAACAGAUACUUCUGACCAGCAUGGUGGGGAAGAUCAAUCUCUGCGCGGUGGAACCGGGGCCAGUGUAUUCAGCCCUGAGAGCAUUGCAACUGUUCCUCCCGUAGGAGGAUCUUCCACAGAUACGACCGGAACUCCCUUACCUGCACAUUUGAUGAAAAGGAAGUCUGGACCAGAGGGGGUCUCGUUUGGAUGUGCACUCAAGAAGGCCAGAUGGCAUGGCGAGCAUUCAAAGUCGAGCUAUGAAGAACCUGUCUUUUUAGAACCCGAUAUCAUAAAGAGGGUUACAGAGGAAAAUACAAUUCUUUCCUUUCGUUCUCUUAAAGAUGCCAUCGUCGCCGUUCAGCGAUAUAUGGUUCUCACCCAACAACAAAGGAUGUCGGGACCACCGAUAUCGUUAAUCGUAGCUGAUGACCAAGAGGCGUCAGAACACAUAGCUCUUGGGUUAAAAGAGGAAUUUCCAAACCUGAACUUCUCUCUUCGUGCCGCCCUCGAUGAUAACAGAUAUCAAUUACUGACGAACCCCCACCAUAUUCUCAUUUCGUCGGAAGCCUUGCUCACUGCACUCGAGAUGAGGGCAUUGUCUCUUGAACAAGUGUACUCUAUGGCGCUCAUCUGUCAAACCAACUCGGGAGCGAAUCUUCGAUUGACCGUUACCAAGUUUCUACGGGAGUAUUACCGGUCUCUGCCUUUCGAAACACGACCUCAUGUUCUCGCGAUACUAAUUUCCGCAGCUGAUGUUUGCUCCAGACGAGAUUUCAGCAUUCUAAAGUUAGAAUGGGAACUACAAUCCGUGGUUUAUGGGUUAUCUGAUUCAUACCGGGAGGAAUGCUUAUGUUUUCCCACUCCCGCUGAAACCACCGCCCUUUACGACCCCUCUGCAUUUCAACAUAAUACUCCUUUGUUGGCUCGCAUACGCUCUUUGGACCCUACCGGGAAUGAUGCUCGACGGAUAAUGGUAACUUCCGGCUAUGCCUUGGCCGAGGUGGGCCCGUGGGCUGCCAAUUGGGUUUGGAAGCAUGCCUUUUUGGAUAAUAGCAAAUGUCAGCCAGCCUCUCCUUCCAACAAGGAGUGGGAGCUCCGGAAUAUUGUCACGGACGAGCCCGUCAAGUCUGCGGAUGCUUCCCUGAAUUCCAUUCACUUCAACCUGAGUUUGAAGGCAGUAAAACUGUUUCAGAUACUCAAAGCCUGUGGAUCGCGCGGGGAGGAAUUCCGUGGGAUUGUUUUUGUUCGUCGACGAAUUGUUGCGCUGGCAUUGACAGCACUGAUUCAGUCGCUCGAUCGGAAUCUGGGUCUCUUACGACCGGUCACCAUGGUCCAUGGCCAUUCUUUGACGGCUGCCGCUGGGUUAGUUGAGCAGCUAGACCGUGGUACGUACAACUUGGCAAUUGCCACAAGAUCUUUUGAAGAUUUGGAACUGCCUCAAGCCACUGUGAUCAUCUAUUACGACUUAUUUGAUAGUCAAAUUUCCCGAGCACUGGCACAUGCGCGGCUCCGUGAGAAAGGUCAAAUAGUAUACAUGGUAGAAACAGGGAACGCCAAACAUCGUAGAAUAUUGUCUCGAAUUUCGCGCCCCGCUCCCUAUGUCCGAAGGUGGGCUGCGAUCCUUCGGCACGCACCUGAAAGUUCUGUUCCUCCCGACACCAAAGAUCCCGUUGACACCUAUAUUUCAGACAGCGAGGAUGAGGAUGAGGAUGAGCGGACGAUCCGGGACCCUGUCACUAAUGGCGCCUUAACGAUCAGGAAUGCCUCCGUAGCUUUGUAUCGCUUCUCGUCGACAUUUUUUCGUCAUACCGCCAGAUACGUGCCUCUUUUUGAGUUCGACGAAGUCGCCGAACAUGAAAACAAUGGGAAAUGCCGCAUGUCUCGCUGCAGGGUGGUCCUUCCAGGUUUCUCAGUGGUGAACGCUUGGUCCUCGCCAUAUAACUCCAAAGCUAUUGGGAGGCGUGAGGCCAGUUAUUUCGCAUGCCUCGCCCUUUUCAACGCCGGACUAUUGGACUACCGUUUCUUUCCAUCCUCUGGAAAACACCUCCGGGACAUUCGCGUCAUGUCCGAUACCCUUGCACCACUGGGCGAGGUCUUUCCAGGAACCAGAACAUACCCUAAGAAGGCACCAGAAUUUUGGAAAAACUGUUCUCAUCCCCGUAUCGACCGCCUCUUCCCACUCAUCAUAAACCUACCCAAAAGCACUUCCUAUCCAUAUCACAGUCCAAUGCUGCUUUGCUGUCCUCAGCCUUUACCUGAAUUUCCGGAGUUCAGAGCUUUUUUCAACGGGAUAGCGACGUCGGUACAACUUAUCAAAGCUGAGCCACUCAGAAUCGAUCACCAACAGCUAGAAAUCCUGUUGUCUUAUUCUAUACGAAUAUGGAGAUAUGUACGAAAUAAACCAUACUCGUGUUCCGCCGACAGCGUUCCAUAUUUUUUUGCUCCUGUCGUUUGGGAUUCGAUUGUGUUCAAAUCAUCUAACAAAUGCUACAGUCUUCCCGACGUCUCUAAGGCUAUACCCUGGGACCUAGCUUCAGUCGCUGCUCGCAAUUAUGCGAUACCAUUAAAGUUCGGAGCGUCCGACGUUGUCAUGGCCGAUGUCUCCGAUGCAAUCCUUAUGGAUCGCUGGACUGAGUUUACAAGACGUUACCAAGUCGUACAAGUACGGCCUGAUCUGAAUCCACUGAGCCGACCUCCAAAUUCUGUACCGGGGAACACGGAAUAUGAAAGCUUCCUAGAGUUUUUCAAAGCUCAUCGCCGUGGAUUUAACGGACUGAAAGAUAACACUCAAGCUCUGGUUGAGGUUACUUCCUUCCCCGGAUUCUUAGACCGCCUGAAUCCAACGACCCGCGAGCCCCAAGUCGACCGGUCUAGUCUUCGACUUUUUAUUCCAGAAGUAUGUGCUAAGUGUACCAUACCUGCAAGCACUAUGCGUUCGGUCUUUCUCCUUCCUUGCAUUCUGCAAAGAAUGGAGGAGUACUUGCUCGUAAAGGAACUUAACGCAAGGCUAUUCAAUCACGCACUAUCCGACACUCUCCUUCAUAUGGCGCUGGCGGCGCCAUCCGCAGAGAUCGAAUACGACUACGAACGUUUGGAAAUUCUGGGCGACUCUUUCAUCAAAUAUUUGAGCUCGAUUUACGUCUUUGCAACACAACCGAAUCAGGACGGAGGCCACAUGCAUCAAGCCAGGCAAGACAUCAUUAGUAACAGAUCGUUGUUUGAGUCUGCUCUCUCCGUAGGACUCCCCGCUUAUAUCCAUUCCCGGUUAUUUACACUAAAAAAUUGGCCGCCUUCGAAUUUCACUGUUGAGACUGUAUCUGAUGCCAAUAAAACUCCGCAGAGUAGUCUGGUUGCAAUCACCGCGACAGUGAACAAGGUAUCUAAAGUUACAGUUCCCUCCAUACCCAGCCAGUCGACAGAUCACGGAGAGGCGGGUUCACACAAGAAAAAGAAGAGAGGGAAGAACAAACAACGCGCGGCCGACCGGGACGUGCAUUGGUUGGGUGAUAAGGCUAUUGCAGACGUUGUUGAGGCUAUAAUAGGAGCGGCUUACAUUUCCGGCGGUCCCGAAGUCGCUUUGAGGACUGCAAAAGCUUUGACGUUACCUAUACAUGGAAUUGAACAGUGGUCCGAUUUUGGGAGGAUAGCAGAUCAAAAUCCCCUCCCUGUUCAACCAACGUCAACAUGGAUACCAAUUCAUGAACUCGAAGCUAUCGUGGGUCACCAAUUUAGACGGCCUCAUCUACUUGCCCAGGCUUUGACCCACGUCACCAAAGCAAACCGCGAAGUAGACCCUUACAACAGACUCGAGUUCAUCGGAGAUGCCAUCUUGGAGUUCAUGGUGGUUCGACACAUUUUUGAUCGAAACCCACAAUUGACCCCCGGGGCUCUGACGAUAUUAAAGAGUGCAAUGGUCAGCAACUCUACUCUGGCGGCUAUCGGUGUGCGCUCUGGACUUUAUCGCUACUUGAGAUUUGAGGGGACCCCGCUCAUGAGUGGAAUUAAGACGUACGUGAUUGCCUUGCAAGAGAAAGAGAGUGGAGAGCGGCUGCGUGCCGCAAAGGAUGGGAUAUCUUCUGGCCAGUAUUGGUGUGAUAUUGAGCCACCAAAGCCACUAGCAGAUAUUGUGGAAUCCAUUAUUGGGGCACUGUACAUCUCCGACAAUUUCUCUCCUGUCGGCACAAAUAAUUUUUUCAACAAAGUGCUCAGGCCCUUUUAUGAUGAGCACAUCACUCUUCAAACACUCUAUCAUCAUCCAACUAAGGUGAUUCUUGAAUUAAUUCAGGGCAAAGGAUGUCAGCAGUUCAAGAUUUUGAGGGAAGGAGCUGAAUGUUUAGUUUUGGUGCAUGGUGUGGUACUGGCAAGCGCACGGGACAUUAAUGCGGCCACGGCCGCAAGAUUAGCGUCCGUGUUCGCAUUGAACGCGAUAGAGGGGGACCCCGAUUUCCUCCUAAGAACUUGUGAUUGCUGGUCAGUAGUAAAAGCAAAGCUGGAACCUGCCCAAGAAAGGCAUCUUACAGAUGUCCUCGCCGGUUUCGAGGAGGGCGACGUUGUGUUUUAGAGUUUGUAGUCGAGGCCAUACAAUCCAU
Marasmius oreades (fairy-ring Marasmius) is the source of this 4647-nucleotide messenger RNA. RefSeq lists its product as uncharacterized. Gene Ontology annotation, molecular function: ribonuclease III activity. Lineage: Eukaryota; Fungi; Basidiomycota; Agaricomycetes; Agaricales; Marasmiaceae. The record is from RefSeq and is a predicted model, not a curated record. The transcript is spliced from 18 exons. Gene Ontology annotation, biological process: RNA processing. The coding region runs from base 48 to 4619 and encodes 1523 amino acids.